Homalodisca vitripennis (glassy-winged sharpshooter) is the source of this 5764-nucleotide messenger RNA. RefSeq lists its product as uncharacterized. The coding region runs from base 143 to 3514 and encodes 1123 amino acids. Gene Ontology annotation, cellular component: nucleus. The transcript is spliced from 13 exons. The record is from RefSeq and is a predicted model, not a curated record. NCBI's taxonomy places the organism in Eukaryota, Metazoa, Arthropoda, Insecta, Hemiptera, Cicadellidae.
CUAACGCCAUGUUGCUAAUGUUAAUCAAUAUUGUAUACUUGAUUGCUGUUGAAUUAUUAAUUUUACGAAAUAAUUAAAUGUUCAUGCAUUAUUGUUCUUAAUAGUGAAUAUAAUUUGUUGAUAACAUAUUUCAACUGCAAUCAUGCCAAGAAAGAGUAAAACUGUGAAAUGUGAAUAUAAUAAAAAAUACCGUCAAAGGGUUGUCAAGAAUGAAGAUAGUGUUUUUAUUGGGAAAGAAAACAUAGAAAGAUGGACUAACUUAAAAAAUAAAUUUAAUUUCCUGUCUGACAACGAAUUUGCUUCGUAUUUAUUGGACUUGUUUACAAACGAGAAGAGUUGCCUUCAAAACAAACCAUUUCAAAAGGACAACACAUAUAAACAAUCCAUCAUAGGACCAGAAGGGUUGGCGUCAGAUGUUGAUCAACUCGAAUCUUCUAGCCCCAAAGUGCUGCUGUUGCAGAAUAACACCAACAAAGUGGAAACCAGCUCAUCAGUGAUUGUAGUGAACAGCACACUUCGAAGUGACAACGAAAAAAAUUAUGAAGAUAGAGAAACACAAGCCUGUCACCCUCUCAUAGUGGAGACCUCCCAGAUUUCUCAUACUAAUGAUCCUUGUUUGACCAACACGUCUCAUGAAAGUCAAAAUGUCUCAGAUGCAGCAGAAAAUGUUGAUUCUUCGCCUUGCAGUACUUCUGAGAAUCAUUCAGCUCAAACAAAUUUAGAAUCAACCGACAAGUUCACAAACGCAGAUACAUUUGUUGAAAGUGUUAGUGGAGAGAAAAGUAAUGAACCCCAAGUUCAGCUUGGGCCUGAAGCGACCAGCUGCGGUGCUGAUUUUAAACAGAAGAAAAACAGGAAGACCAAAGCCAACAAUGCCAAAGAAACCAUUUCACUUGAUGAAGAAGGAACAUUGAAACAAAAAAAGAAGAAGUGGAAAUGUCUUGAAAACAAGCAGUAUGGUGACAGCACAGGAGCUGUAGAUAAGGUACCUACGCCAGUUCUGGGUAUGAAAUCAGAAACCACAGAUUCGGAAGUUUCGGCGGAGAUGGUGGAAGCGAGGUUGAAACUGCCAGAGCCACCGUGCGAACGGGUAGCCAUCACUAUCAAGCUGUGCGGUGACUGCGAGCUACAUCACGUCCAGGACGCUUGUCCCCUCCGACAACCCAUCGCUCUGGUUGCUGACUCUGUCUCGAUGGACGAAUGGGUUGCAGGUCGGGUGGGAAACGACCUAGUGAAGAGUUUCGCAGAGGCAUCACUGCCACCAUGCCUUGAGCUGAAGGUGAUAGACAGUCAACAUGGUCCAAGUGUUGUUGCUGGGCAGAACCUCCGAGCGUUCCUACAGUUUGGACCUCUGGUGGGGCAGCCCAUUGCUGAGCGUGAGAUUCCAGAUGAUUCAACCAUGGAACACAUCUGGGAGCUUUCAGACAGUGCGAGUUGUCGCUACAUGACGACCAGUGAUGCCAACCAGUCUAACUGGCUGCGUUACGUCCGCCCCGCACCUGUCCGGUCUUCGCGUAAUCUAGAGGUGAUACUGCGUGACGACCAGCUGCUGUUCAUAACGACCACGGCUAUCAGUGCGGGCUACGAGCUGCUCUUCUGGAUGGAAAACUUCAACACGGCUUGGUCUCAUAAGAAGUUAUGUAAAACAAAGUGUGGAGGAUGCAACCUUAGUUUCUCACACACCCUUUACUACCGCCUCCACUGUUCUGUGUUCCAUGAUCCUGCCUACAGUCUCACCGUACGCAAGUAUCACUGCAAGGUGUGUGGUUUGUCAGUGCUAGGAAAGGAGAAUAUAGUGAAACACGCAGCCGAUAAACACAAUGGCAAGGGGGCAUAUCAGUGCCAGUUUUGCCAUAAGUUUUUCCUCCGGCUGAACUAUCUAGAAGUUCACCGAACGUACGGCUGCUCUGCCAACCCCAAUCGAGCCCGUCCACUCUGCGACUAUUGUGGUCGCAAAUUCUGCCAACCUCAGAAAUUGAAAGUUCACAUCAAACGGAUGCACAGUGAGAUGCUGGAGGUGUUGAGGGACUUCCAGUGCAAACACUGCCUCAAGAUCCUGGGUUCCAGGGCAGCAUUACAACGACACUUCAAGGAGGUACAUCAGAAGGAUGUGGUAGGAGCUUUCACCUGUGAUCGCUGCGGGAAGAUGUUCCAGAACAAGUCCAACCUCAAGAUUCACAUGCUCACACAUUCAGGCGUCAAACCUUUCAAGUGUAAGGAAGCAGACUGUCCAGCUGCGUUCACAACAAAGCAGUGUUUACAGUUCCACUACCGCAAGAUCCACAGGCUGGAGGAGGGUUGUAUGCCACGUAUAGAACGCUCAGUCGAGUACACUUUCGAUGCAUACGCAGGAAGUCGUCGUCCAAGCAGUGUCAACAGCGACUCCCAGUGCAGCACUGAUGGUGAAGACAACCCUCCCGGAAAGUAUCCUACUGAAGAGCACUCUCGGCUCUCCCCUCCUAUUUCUGUAACCAAUGAACAAGUAACUAAAGCUCCUCUAGACACGUUCAACAAGAUGGUGGUCAGCAAAGGCAGUAAGAAGUGGAUGGGAGAGACAGCUGAGAAUUCGAGGAGUAAUGUUUUUGACUUUGAUGAGGACGAUAAGGAACAAGACAUCAACGUUUCACAAAUCGAGGACGAACCAGUUCCGAUGCUCUUCCACCAUUGUAAACAAGACUCUGCCAAUGCAAGUUUGCUUGUUGAAGCCGCUUUAGAUGCUGCUGAAAGGGAUAUCGAUAUUACUUCUAAAGUUCCGUCACCCAUGUCCUUGGUAACGAAUAAGGAAGUUUAUCCCGUUCUGCGAGCUCAUCUCUCUCACUCACCACUGAGUCUGAGCAGGCCAGUUUCCCCGGUAGAUUAUCCGAUCCAGGAGCAGAGUCAGUCACCGCACUUAGCCAUGGAAUCGUGUUAUCCGACUGCCAUCAGCCCACGGCAUCCUUACAGUUUGAUGUUUCCAGAGAGAACACCACAUUAUGAGUUCCGACUUUCUCCUCCUCCAGGACAAGUGGAUACUUUCCAUCUUGAAGAGUCUAGAUAUGACCUCCACCACAGGAGAGAUGAGAAUUCUAGCGAUGAGGGAAUAAACGUGGCACAGAACCUGAGUUUGGGGUUGAAGAAUAAGCCUCUACAGUUGGAGAUCCCGUACAAAUAUGAUGCCUUAGAAGAGAGAAGUUUUGAGUGUGGAGAAGGCCUGGACAUGUCGAGAACUAGUGGUUACCAUCAUUCAUUCGUCUCAAUGGCACCUCGGUAUCCUCAUGCUCUCUACGAGCCGAGGACUUACUCACACGCAGACGUCUUGCGUGUCGUGAACUUUUCCCAUAGUGUUGACCUUUCCUUGCCAAGGAGUCAUCACCAAUUGACGCCACCAAUGAAUCAAUCGUUGAUUGAACCCAUUAGGAUCAUUUCCCCACCUCCACCUCCUCCUCCUCCAUACCAGGCCUACCCUCUCUCUACCUCUCCCUAUAGUAGACCUCCACACUCGCCUACUUAUCAUCCCUACAAUAAUACCUACUAGAAUGUAAAAAUCUUAGCAUGACAUAAUGUCAAGUAUGAGAGGAUUCAACACCCAUAUUGUUGUUGUUAAGAAUACUUUCACUGUAGAUGGAAGAAGCUGUUGAAUUCCAGAUUAUAAUAAAAGGUAGAGAGAUAAACAAUUCCAAAAUGUCACAUUGUCUUAAAGAAGUGUAUGUUUUUGUAUUAAGGGUGCAUGUGUAUGUUUAUUUAAAAUUAAUUCAAGCUUUUAAGAAUACAAAUCUUGAGUUUGUGGUUGUAAAUUUUAAAGAUACUUAUUAAUAUGAGGUAAAAUGGAAUUAUGUGGUGCUCAUCCCUGAUAUCUGUGUGGUUAUAGCAUAGCUUAUUACCUCCAGGUCACGGGUUCGGCAAAGAGUUUUAGCAUGCUAACAUACAAUUAUCUGAGCCUGACCUGAUGGUUUGUCAUAGAGUUUCAGAUCGACAGAAAGAAAAUAAAAACAGUUGUGGUAUGUAUAUUUCUUUUUUAUAGAUCAAAUCAAAAGGGUCGAAUUAAAAUUACUCAGAGUAAAAAUUGUUAUAAAGUAACAUGAGGAGCCAACCAAAACUGAUUAGUACUUUCUUAAUUUAAUAAAUGCUUUCAGAGGAUUGUAUGGUUUAAUCAGUACCCAGCAGGGAUCACUUCUGACUGGUUUAUACCUUCCAGUUGAACCCACACUGGGUACAGCAAAAACCGAUGUGUCACUUAUGGAUUUCCAAGAAGCGGCACAUCACUAUCCGCAAAUGUCGAGAUUUUGGGGUGCAAGGGCAAUUCGAUAGGUCUAGUCUACUGCGGGAAAUGACUGUUGGAGUUUGGUGGGGUUCGUUCCCUAUCUAUCAGAGGUUCUUUCUAGCUUUAACAAGGGUUUGCCACCCCCUGCUUGCUUUGACUGGAGAGGCUGGUUCAGAGCUGGCCUCCUCUUCUUCCGGGGGUCAUGACUUUAAGAUUAGUGCCCUAAUUCUUCCUCAUGGAUCUCGAUAGGAGGUGGCCCCUCCUAUAUAUAUUUUAUAUAAAGCAAUACAAAACAAGCCUGAUAACAAAGUUAAUAACUCAGCAAAAUCACUCUUCAACAUCAUGAUGGAAAAGUCCAGCAGCCUGUUCUUCCAGGUACACAUAAAUUAUGAUGAUAAAUUUCAAUAACACAUUCAUUUGUGUAUGUAUUUUUGGGUGUUCAUGUGAGGCUUUUCUUUAUAAAUUACAAGAGGACGCACUGAUGCUGUCACUUUUUUUGACAAGGUCUGCACCCUACAUACAAACUCCUUAGGACUAUUACGGUUGUAAUUUCAAUUUAAAUCAUAAUAAUUGAGUAAUAAUAAUCUUAGCUUUCUGCAUCCUCUCAUACAUGAAAACUUUUACAAAUAAAGAUCCCUUUGAUAUAUGUACAAAGUUCUGUUCUCAUGUAGUAUUAAAAUGGGUAUCUAAUACUGAAGUAAUACUUACUAAUCGGGUCAAAGGCAUGUUGCAAGACUGAUGUCCGGGGAAAAGUAUAUUGUGGUAUGUACGCUUGUCGUGAUGCGUUAUCUUCAUUGUAAAAUUGAUGAAGAUCCUAAUGUUGUGGCAUAUUUGAAAAUGUAUUAAUAAUUAUAAGUGAUUAAUCUGCUGUACAAUACUUUGAUCCCUUAAAAUUUUACAUAAGUGUGUUUUUAUAGCCCUUGGAUUGAAUCAUUCCAAUUUCUUCAAUGACAGUAGACCACUUUAUUCAUAAAAUUAUAUGUUUAUCAUAGAAAAAUUGUGCGUGCAAGACAAAUGAGUUGAGUUAGAGUUAAAGGUGUUUAUGGAAAAAGCAAUAUUAAGUAAAUUGUAGCUUAAGUGUUAUGAAGAAAUGAUGCUGUAUUAGCUAAUAUGGGGUUGGAUCGAAGUUCGGGGAUGUUUUAAGAGUUUUAAUGGUACAACCUAUAACAUUGGAAUCCUCAAAUCCUUCUUGGAUGAAAUUUUGUUCUCCCCACCUCCCCAUCUUAAGAACGUGAUAAAAUAUUUCUUACUAAAUCGAACUGUUUAGCAUAAUUUCCUGUUCUUAUUUUUUAUUUAGCAAAACAUAUAGUCGUAUAGCUUAUUCACUGUCUGUCAUUCAAAAAUUAAGAAUGAUUUUUUAUCAAUAUGGUCUGUUGUGCUGUUUUGUACUAUUUUUCUCAUCACAAGUAAAAAAUAUCCAAAUUAGAAACGUUUGGUCGUUAAAUACAUCUAUAUAUAUAUAAAAAUGAAACUGUUCGUGUGUAACAGCAUCACUCACAAACGGCUGGACGGAUUCGCCUAAUU